CUCACCCAGGAAACUGACUCAAAGACAGUAAUGGAAUCUCUGACGAAGUACAGAAGGAAACAUGAAGAUGCGGGCUACAUCAUGCAACGCAACGCAAACGUGCAAGUCGCGACUCUGGUGGCGCUGCGUGCGCGGAAGGCCCACAGCUUGUUCCGGUGGGUCAAAGGACAUGACGGCCACGCGGGUAAUGAAGGAGCGGACGAAUUGGCGGGCGUGGCAGCCCGCAAAUGCGACGGGGAUGCAGUCGACAUGCAGAUCCCGGACGAAUUAAGACUGACGGGCGCCAAGUUGAGUGUACUCACCCAACAACUCGCCUACAAGGCGAUCAGAGCCCGUAAACAGAUUGCAUCACCGGCCACAGAACGAUCGCUGACGAGAGUGCGCGCAGAAUUUGAGGCUGCCUUCGGUGUACGGACGUCGAAUGAGGAGGUCUGGACUUCGCUGAGGAAGCCGCAGGUGUCGCGCGAGUGCCGACAGUUCUUAUGGAAGACAAUACACGAUGCGUUCAUGGUGGGGAACCACUGGCUCAAGCCCAGGAUGUCCAGCCAACUGCAAGAACGCGCAACGUGCAAGGUGUGCAACGAGCUUGAGUCUAUGGACCAUAUCCUG
Molecule: messenger RNA, 609 nt
Organism: Trametes versicolor FP-101664 SS1
Lineage: Eukaryota; Fungi; Basidiomycota; Agaricomycetes; Polyporales; Polyporaceae
Exons: 2
Molecular function (GO): nucleic acid binding; RNA-DNA hybrid ribonuclease activity
Source: RefSeq, a predicted model, not a curated record